ACAAGCUACGGCUGGGAUUUACUGGAUGCCCUUCCGACAAGGAGGCUGCACUUGGACUCCUCUAGGACCAUGCCCAUGCAUCGAGACAUGGGCUUUCGCACUCAGACCUGGUCCAGAGGAACCGCUUCGUCCCUCAAGCAGAGUCCGCUAUCUGCCGCCCUGCUUCAGAGGCCCUCGGACAGCUUGCAGCUCUAUCAGUCGGGAGCCUUCUCUGAGGAUCACAGCGCGGUCAGCCUGAAUGAGAAGCUGCUACUGCAGGGGCUGAACGACCGCUUCGCCGGAUUCAUUGACAAGGUCCGGCAGCUGGAACAGCAGAAUCAGGGGCUGGAGACGGAGAUCGCUGCUCUGAGAGAGAGCCAAAGCAACCGAUCUGGCCUCGCCAGCGUCUACGAACCUGAAAUGUUAGAGUUACGAAACCUCCUCCUGGAGACUGAAAACCAGAAGACACAGGUUCUCCUGGAGCGAGACCACCUGAAGGAGAAAGUCCAGCGGCUAAAGGAAAAGUUCGAGGCCGAGGUACAAGCUCGUCUGGACACCGAGGCGAGCCUGCAGGCUUGUAAGAAAGACCAGGGCAACAGCAACCUGGUGAGGCUGGAGCUGGAAAGGAAGGUGCAGUCUCUGACGGACGAAAUUCUUUUUCUCAAGCAGAACCACGAGGAAGAAGUGUCCGACCUGUUCUCUCAGGUCCAAGCUUCACAGGUCGGCGUGGAAAUGAAGGAUUUUACCAAGCCCGAUUUGGCCGGAGCCCUGAGAGCGAUUCGAUCGCAGAUGGAAGGAUGCGCCAGCGUUAACAUGCAACAGGCGGAGGAGUGGUUCACCUCCAAGGUAGCCAAACUCAACGAUGCAGCAGCCAUCAACAAGGAGGCCCUACAGAGUACCAGGCAGGAGAUCAGCGAGUACAGUCGGCAGCUUCAGUGCAAGAACAUCGAACUAGAAACACUGAGAGGCCGGAAGGAGUCUCUGGAGAAGCAGCUGAGUGAUGCUGAGGCCAGGCACGACGGAGAAUUGAUCCGGUACCAGGAUGCCAUCCAACAGCUAGAAAACGAGCUUAAAAGUACGAAGCAGGAAAUGAGCCGCCACCUGAGGGAGUAUCAAGACCUGCUAAACGUCAAAAUGGCCUUGGACGUGGAGAUCGCCUCCUACAGAAAACUCCUUGAAGGGGAAGAGACAAGAUUUGGUGACUUCACUCCCUCAACAUAUACAUAUAAACCACAGCCUAUAGCACACACAGCUUACGUGACGACCAAGACAAAAGCCACCUCCACAAAGGUUAUGCCUCAAUACAGGUUUGUAGAAGAAAUCAUUAGUGCAACAACAAAGGAAAUUAAUAUGGCAGAAUUCGAAGCUGUUGACUACAAGCCAGUGGAUGAUCAGGAAGUAAAACCAGAAGGUGAAGCAGCAGAGAAAGAGGAAGGUGUGGAGGAGGAAGAUGGCAAACCAAAAGCAUCAACUGGAGAGGAGGAGCAAGAGGAAAAGGAAGCCGAUGAGGCAGAAGAUAAAGGUGUGGGUGAACAGGAACCAGCAAAGGAGGCUAUUGAUGAAGAAAAGGCUGAAGAUAAGGAUGAAGAGAAGGUUGAAAAGGCUGAAGAGGUUGAGAAGGCUGAAGUGGAUAAGGAUGAAGAGAAGGUUGAAAAGGCUGAAGAGGAUAAGGUUGAAAAGGCUGAAGAGGAUAAGGAUGAAGAGAAGGUUGAAAAGGCUGCAGAUGAUAAGGAUGAAGAGAAGAUUGAAAAAGGUGAUGAAAAGGCUGAAAAGAUUGAAGAGGACAAGGCUGAAGAGAUGAUUGAAAAGACAAAGGAGGAUAAGGGUGAAGAGAAAGUUGAAAAGACUGAAGAGAAGGUUGAAGAGGAAAAGGUUGAAAGAAAGGAAGGAGAGAAAGUUGAAGAGCCUGAGGAGGAAAUGGUCAAAGGAAAGGAAGGAGAGAAAGUUGAAGAGCCGGAGGAGGAAAAGGUUGAAAAGGUUGAAAGAAAGGAUGAAGAGAAAGUUGAAGAGAAGGCAGUCAAGGAAAAACCCAAAGUAAAGGAUGGAGAGAAGGUUGAGAAGACAGAAGAGAAGUCUAAAGAGGAAAAAGUUGAAGAUAGGAAGGCAGCAGAAGUAGCAAAGGAUGAGAAGGUUGAAGAGGUUGUAGAGCAGGCAGAGGAAAAGGUUAAAGGAAAGGCAGAAGAGAAGGAAGAUGGAGAGAAGGCAAAAGAGAAGGAAGAUGGAGAGAAGGCAAAAGAGAAGGAAGAUGGAGAGAAGGCAAAAGAGAAGGAAGAUGGAGAGAAGGCAGAAGAAGCAAAGGAUGAAGAAAAGAUUUCUAAAGAAAAAUCUGAAGAGAAAGAGGUUUCUAAAAUGAAAGAGCGUGAAGGGGCGAAUGGAGACUCACAGACAGGUGUCGAGCACGUUGAGGGUAAACCAAAAGAAAAGGCUGAAGAGGCAAAAGAUUCAGAAACCAAAGCAGUGAUGGAGGAAGGAACCAGUGAAACAACAGAGAUCACAGCUGAGAGAGACAAGACCCAGGUGGCUGAGGGUACAGAAACCGGGCCCAUGGAACAUAAAGAGACAAAGUUAACAGAAAGUGGAGCUAAGGAUGGAGCAGCCACCACAGGAAAAGGCCAGUAAACAGGGUAAAGGGCAUUUAGCUCCAGAAAUUAAUGGCAAGCAGAACACGGAACUGAAAGAACAAUGAGAAAUGCAUGUUGAUGGGGACACGUUUAAAGACAUGAAAAAUCCGAACAAAGUGUAUACUGAAAAAAAUAUGAGAUAAUCUCAGGGCAAUAAGCGGCUAAGCUAACAUUGCAUGAACAUUUGCACUGUUAAACAUUGGAGUCAUCACAGGCACUAGCAAUGGGGAUGUGUGGGGUAAAUCUGUACAAACACGGUGAAUAAAAAUUUCAAUCCAAAUUCCCAGUUCUUCAGAGUGACAUUAAUAUGUUCAGGAAAAAAAAACAACUUUGUCAAAGGUUGUAUUUACAAAGUAUAGGACAGUCUUAAUCUGCCUCAUAAAUGCCAAGUCUAGGAGAAAUUACAGGAGGAGAGGGAUCCUAAACAGGAUCUGGAAGCAGACUUGGUGAGGUGGGAAAACUUAAGGAGUAGAGAUCCAGGUUAAGCAGAUGUAAUGCCAGUUUUUCCUUAAACCAUGGUUGGCUUUCCAAUCCAAACAGACAAUAUGCUUAUUAAUUAGCUCCUACAUCUCCAUUGUUUAUCAUCAAUAUUAACAAUUUAGAUGAUAAUAUUGUAAAAUAUAUGAGCAAAUGUACAGGUGACGCUAAGACUGCAGGAGUAGUAGACAGUGAGGAAGCCGACUGAAGCUUCAGCAAGAUCUCAACCAGUUGGGAAAACAGGCUGAAAAAUAGCAGAUAAAUGUUAUGCAGACGAGUGUGAGGGCAGAGGGACCUGGGAAUAGAACUAUGUAAUUCCUUGGAAGUAGCAUCACAGAUAGAUAGGGUUGUCAAGAGAGCUUUUGGCACAUUGGCCUUCAUAAAUCAGAAGAUUGAGUACAGAAGUUGGGGUGUUACGUUGAAAUUGUAGAGGUCGGUGGGGCUUAAUUUGGAGUAUUGUAUGUAGUUCUAAUCACUGAAGUAAAUGAAAGAUGAGGAGAAAAAUUAGGUGAAUGGAAAAGAACAAAUAAACUGUUCAGUGGAAUGUUGGCUCCAAAAGGAACUAAUGAAGUACAUCAGAAUUAAUGUUGGCCAACGAGCCAGUAAUGGGAGGCAGCAUAGUAUCCAGAGGUAUCAAAGCCUUA
Mobula hypostoma (lesser devil ray) is the source of this 3721-nucleotide messenger RNA. RefSeq names its product alpha-internexin-like. Gene Ontology annotation, molecular function: structural constituent of cytoskeleton. The transcript has 3 exons. Gene Ontology annotation, biological process: neurofilament bundle assembly. NCBI's taxonomy places the organism in Eukaryota, Metazoa, Chordata, Chondrichthyes, Myliobatiformes, Myliobatidae. The coding region runs from base 70 to 2598 and encodes 842 amino acids. Gene Ontology annotation, cellular component: cytoplasm; postsynaptic intermediate filament cytoskeleton; intermediate filament. The record is from RefSeq and is a predicted model, not a curated record.